Penicillium mononematosum is the source of this 2220-nucleotide messenger RNA. RefSeq names its product putative protein kinase. NCBI's taxonomy places the organism in Eukaryota, Fungi, Ascomycota, Eurotiomycetes, Eurotiales, Aspergillaceae. The record is from RefSeq and is a predicted model, not a curated record. Bases 1 to 2220 code for a protein of 739 amino acids. The transcript has 2 exons. Gene Ontology annotation, biological process: protein phosphorylation. Gene Ontology annotation, molecular function: protein kinase activity; ATP binding.
AUGUCGUUGUUCCGACCAGCAGCAGAAAUACCAUCGGACUCAGAUUCCGACUCGAGUUCAGAAGCAAGUCAAACCCAGGAAUCUGCGUCACCAACCCCUCGACAUGCUGCAAAGAAUGAAUCCCACAGCCCGAGGAAGGACAAGACCAAGCAAGCUCCGAAAGACUCGGGUUCUACAGAUGCAGACUCUUCGAUCUCCUUCGGCGAUAGAUCAACAUUACCACAAGAUCUGGCUGAUGUGAAUGUUGAUCAACAUGCAAAUAUCAUGACAGCCGCCCUCUUGGAAUUUUACUGCCAAAGUCGAGCAGCAGACAUUCUCAAUGCUCAACGUGGCUCGAAUAAAUCGUUCAGUCGACACAGCCCCGAGGCUCAUAUAUCUGCCCUUGAGGAUAUGAAUUUCCAUGAACCCAAUGCACGAUCCCCUACAAUUGGCUCCGGCGAGGACCUCGCCUUAAUUACAAAGCCUUCGAUCAAGAGAUCUAGCGUUGAAGAUGUGGAGAGUCCCACUCUGUUCCGCCGGAAUACCGAACCAAAUCCAUCGUUUCGGAAACAGCUUCCUCCUGCUAAUAAGGUGGAUUUUCUUCCAACUGUUCCCCGUGGGCCAAUGAACUUCCCUAAUCCCUCAAUUCCCCUAUUUGGCAGUUCGCCUGUAGGAGUUCCUCUUUUCAAUUCUCCAACAGCCCCACCAUACAAUCAGCUCUCAAGAUACUCCGUUGAAUUCCAGGAACUCAAGAUCUUGGGCCGCGGGUCCUUCGGCGAAGUGUACCACGUCACAAACCACAUCGACGGACAAGACUACGCCGUCAAGAAAAUUCCACUUAGCCAAAGACGACUUGAGCAGCUGCAAUUCGGAAGUCAAAAUCAGCUCGAGGUUAUCAUGAAGGAAAUUCGAACACUCGCCCGCCUUGAACAUACAAAUAUUGUUCGAUACUAUGGGGCGUGGGUCGAGCAGGCUCAUCACUCGCACCCACCUCCAGCCGAAUACCACCCUUCUCACGUGGCAUAUGACAGAUCGCAAAACGACUUGCCUUCUCCAGACACUCCAAACGAGUCAAGCAUGGGGAUUGUCUUCGGACAUUCUGAAAGUUCAAAUCCUGAGUCACAGUCAAGCUCUCUUCCUGGAGAUCAUAGCUUCAGCAAGAGCAUUCAUCGCCGGGACAGCCACGUAACUACGUCAUCUCACCAUUCAAAGAAAAGCUCACGAAGGGGGUUGGAUGAAGAUGAUGACGACGUUGAAUCCAUUCCCCGUACCUUCGACGGGAACACCUCUGUUGGCCAAACAUCCACUUUUGGGGAUACCGACGACAUCUUCACAGAUGGUCUUAGCCAAGACCAAUCUAAACUUCAAGUUCAACGCCGUUGUCGGCCUGGGCAGCAACCCCCUGCGGUCAUUCUUCACAUCCAGAUGUCACUUCAUCCUAUCUCGCUCGGCGCGUACCUGAACCCUCAAGCGGCUCCGAAGUAUGAUGAAUGUUCACUCGCCAGACGCCAUUGCUUCCACCUACUGCCCUCGAUAAAGCUUGUGAUGGACAUUGUCUCGGGUGUUGAGUACCUCCACUCAAAGGGAAUUGUGCAUCGUGACUUGAAGCCUGCAAAUAUCUUCUUGUGUGCACCAGAGAACAGCACAGAAAACAUAUGUGUCGCGUGCAGCUCCGGCGAAGCUUCUCCAGUCCAGUUCAGUCGUCCCCGUAUCGGGGACUUUGGUCUCGUGGCGGAUAUCUCCCACAUCAACGAUGCCUCACAGGGCACUAUGACACCAUACCGAGAGGGACAAAAUAUCCAGCGGGUAGUUGGAACUGAGUUCUAUCGUCCCCCAGCCAAUCUAUCUCCGCCUCAAGAUGACCGGAGCUCACCGGUGGAUUACUUUGACGAAUAUAAGAUCGACGAAAAGCUCGAUGUUUACGCGCUUGGCGUCAUUCUCUUCGAGACUGUUUAUCGUUUAAACACAAAGAUGGAGAGACAAUUCGUCUUGAGUGAUCUGACUCGCGGGUCAGGCCAGGAUCCGUCCGAGCGCACCAUUUUCCCUACCGAUUUCGCCGCCAAGAUCGAUUAUGGCUCGAUCGUGCUGGACGACGGAACCUCAGUCGCGGAUUCUCUCAUGACGUGUAUCAAAAAAAUGUUGGAGCCCAAAUCGCAGCACAGGUGGAGCUGCCAGGAUGUCAAGGAGCAUUUGCGAGCGAUGAAGAAAGCUGUUCGCCGAUUCGAGGAAACGCAGAAAUGA